GGCCCAUGCUUACUGGGCGUUCUUGAGAACAGUUGGCGUCAUGAGGGGAAAGGACGUCUCCACAAUGCUCAGGAGGGCGGGGAGCUCUUUGAUAGGCAAGCGAGCGAGGUCAUCUUUACCGAUUGCAGAGGUCGCCGAGCCACAGCUGCCUCCCUUUGAUCACACACCAGCCCCUUAUGAGGGCCCGCCCAAGGAAGAAGUCUAUGCACUUCGCAAGAAAUUCCUCAGCCCAGCUCUAUUUCAUCACUUCAAGGACCCCAUUAUGAUCACUGAAGGAAAGAUGCAGUACCUGUUCGACGAGAGGGGGAGGCGAUACCUGGAUGCCUUUGCUGGCAUAGUCACAGUGAGCGUGGGCCACUGCCACCCAAAGGUGGUGUCAGCAGUGCAGCAGCAGAGCGCGCUGCUGCAGCACACGACCACCAUCUACCUGAACAAUCAGAUCACUGAGUAUGCCAAGGAGCUCACAGACAGGCUACCUGGCAAUCUCAAGGUGGCGUACUUUGUGAACAGCGGCAGCGAGGCGAAUGACAUGGCGCUGAUGAUGGCGCGGCUAUACAGCGGCAACUAUGAUGUUCUGGCGCUGCGCAACUGCUACCACGGCAUGUCCGAGGGCACCAUGGGCGUCACUGCCCAUUCCACCUGGAAGUUCAACGUCCCACAGGGUUUUGGCAUCCGCCACGUGCUGAACCCCAACCCCUACACGGGCAACUUUGGCAACGACGGCGCCAAGUAUGCAGAGGAUGUGAGGGACGUCAUUUCAACAUGCACGCCCGGCGGCGUGGCCGGCUUCAUAGCCGAGACCAUCCAGGGCGUGGGCGGAUCUGUGCCCCUUGCAGACGGCUAUCUACCAGCAGUGUAUGACAUGGUGAGGGAAGCGGGCGGACUCUGCAUCGCCGACGAGGUGCAGACUGGGUUUGGGCGGACGGGGACAAACUACUGGGGCUUCCAGAACCAGGCCGUCGUGCCUGACAUUGUCACCAUGGCAAAGGGCAUCGGGAAUGGGCUGCCGCUGGCUGCGGUGGUGACGACGCCGGAGGUGGCACAGGUGUUGGCGCAGCGGCUGCACUUCAACACAUACGGAGGGAACCCCGUCUGCUGCGCGGGAGGGCGCGCCGUCCUGCGCGUGGUCGACGAGGAUGGCAUCCAGGCCAAUGCUGCCAAGGUGGGGAAUUUGCUGUUGGAGCGGCUGCAUGCGUUGAAGGAGAAGCACGAUGUGAUCGGCGACGUGCGCGGCCAGGGACUGAUGCUGGGCGUGGAGAUGGUCAAGGACCGCGCCAGCAAGCAACCCGCCACCGCGGAGACUGCGCAGGUGAUGGAGCGGCUGAGAGAGCUGGGAGUGCUGAUCGGCAAGGGGGGUCUUCGUGGCAAUGUCUUCCGCAUCAAGCCGCCCAUGUGCCUCACUACAGCGGAUGCAGAGUUCUUGACAGAGGCCUUCGACCUGGCGCUGUCAGAGCUGUGA
Messenger RNA from Coccomyxa subellipsoidea C-169, 1459 nucleotides. RefSeq names its product alanine-glyoxylate transaminase. The transcript has 10 exons. Bases 41 to 1459 code for a protein of 472 amino acids. Lineage: Eukaryota; Viridiplantae; Chlorophyta; Trebouxiophyceae; Coccomyxaceae. Gene Ontology annotation, molecular function: pyridoxal phosphate binding; L-alanine:glyoxylate transaminase activity. Gene Ontology annotation, biological process: glyoxylate catabolic process. Gene Ontology annotation, cellular component: mitochondrion. The record is from RefSeq and is a predicted model, not a curated record.